This is a messenger RNA of Castor canadensis (American beaver), 1444 nucleotides long. Lineage: Eukaryota; Metazoa; Chordata; Mammalia; Rodentia; Castoridae. The record is from RefSeq and is a predicted model, not a curated record.
GAUGCUUGGGUCCGUACUCCGGCUGAGACCCGCAGCUGCGACUUCAGAGAAGCAUGGCUCGGUGGUACGUUUGCGGGCUCGCCCUGGCGGCUGCUGAGUUGCUGCUAAUUUUCGCCACUGUCUUCAGCGCCAAGGGCCUAAGGGGCAAGGAGUUUCAGGGGGCUUCGCGAAUCCCUUCCCAGUUCAGCGAAGAGGAGCGCGUCGCUAUGAAAGAGGCGCUGAAAGGUGCCAUCCGGAUUCCAACAGUGUCUUUUAACCACGAGAAGUCCAACACCACAGCUUUGGCUGAGUUUGGAGAAUACAUUCACAAAGUAUUUCCUACAGUGUUUAGCACCAACUUUAUCCAGCACGAAGUUGUGGAACAGUACAGCCACCUGUUCACUGUCCAAGGCUCAGACCCUAGCUUACAGCCCUACAUGCUGUUGGCUCAUUUUGAUGUGGUGCCUGCCCCUGAGGAAGGCUGGGAGGUGCCCCCAUUCUCUGGCCUGGAACGUGAUGGCUUCAUCCAUGGUCGGGGCACCCUGGACAACAAGAACUCUGUGAUGGCAAUCCUGCAGGCCUUGGAGCUCCUGCUAAUCAGGAACUACAUCCCACAGAGAUCUUUCUUCAUUGCUCUGGGCCAUGAUGAGGAGGUGUCAGGAACACGUGGGGCUCUGAAGAUCUCAGAGCUGCUACAGGCAAGGGGCAUCCAGGUAGCCUUUCUUGUGGACGAAUGUAGCUUCAUCUUUGAUGGUUUUAUUCCUAACCUCAAGAAGCCCUGUGCCAUGGUUUCAGUCACAGAAAAGGGUGCACUUGACCUCCUGCUGCAAGUAAACAUGACUCCAGGCCACUCUUCAGCUCCUCCAAAGGAGACAAGCAUUGGCAUCCUUGCAGCCGCUGUCAGCCGCCUGGAGAACACACCAAUGCCGAACAUGUUCGGAAGUGGGCCACUGAAGAUGACACUGGAGCAACUGGCAAAUGAGUUUCCCUUUCCUACCAAUAUAGUCUUGAAAAAUCUGUGGCUAUUUCGGCCCCUUGUCAGCAGGCUAAUGGAGAGAAAUUACAUAACCAAUACACUGGUCAGGACCACCACGGCUCUCACCAUGUUCAACGCAGGGGUCAAGGUGAAUGUCAUCCCCCCAGUUGCCCAGGCCUCAGUCAACUUCCGGAUUCACCCUGCACAAACAGUCCAUGAGGUCCUAGAACUUGUGAAGAACAUUGUGGCUGAUGAUCGAGUCCAGCUGCAUGUGUUGAGAGCCUUUGACCCCCUGCCCAUCAGCCCCUCUGAUGACAAGGCCCUAGGCUACCAGCUGCUCCGACAGACCAUACAGUCCAUCUUCCCGGAAGUCGAUAUUGUUGCCCCCGGUAUUUGUAUUGCCAACACAGACAGCCGACAUUACACCAACAUUACUGCUGGCAUCUAUCACUUCAACCCCGUCUACCUGCAACCUCAGGACUUCAGUAG